AUGUGGCUGCGAGGACCAGCAUUCCUAAGGGAAGACAACCUCUCCACUACUUUAGUGGGAGAGCACCAGAACUUUGCUUUCAUCUUGGAUGAUGACAAGGAAGUGAGACCAAUGGUUGAAGUCAACAAGACGAGUGUCGAGGGUGACUCUUGUGACUUGGUGGUAUCUCGCCUUGAAAGGUACUUACAGUUGACAAAACUGGUUCACAGUAUUGCCAUAUUGAGGCAUAUCUUGGUGACAAAGAAUCCAUGUGAGCAUUCGACCAGACGAUGGCAUUACUGUCCCAAAUCUUUGGAUUUAAACUCUCUAAAAGCAGCCGAGAUGUUUAUCCUGAAAGAGGUACAAAAGUCUGAGUUCAGAGUAGAGAUAGAAAGUCUCAACAAGGGAAAGCCCAUUCCUAAGAAUAGCAGCAUUAUUGCUUCGGCACCAUUCUUAGAUUCAAACGGUUUAUUGCGUGUUGGUGGUAGGAUUGGCAUAGCUCAGAAGUUUGUCAGCUUUGAUGUGCAUCCUAUAAUCAUACCAAAGAAAUCUCAUGUAGCAACACUGUUGAUAAGACACUUCCAUGACAGUGUGUUCCAUCAAGGACGUCGGAUAACAGAAGACAAGAUACGGUCAUUAGGAUUCUGUAUAAUAGGAGCCAAGCGUCUCAUAGCAUCAGAGAUCCAUCGGUGUAUUACAUGUCGCAGGUUACGAGGAUCAUUCUGCAAUCAAAAGAUGGCUAACCUUCCAGUAGAUCGAUUGACUCAAGGACCCCCAUUCACAUUCGUCGGCGUCGACACAUUUGGACCUUGGGAUGUCACAACUCGACGUACGCGAGGAGGAGUAGCCACAAGUAAGAGGUGGGCAGUUCUGUUCACUUGUUUGGUCUCCAGGGGAAUCCACAUCGAGCUUGUAGAGGAAUUGAGUACUUCCUCCUUUAUUAACGCAUUAAGGCGUUUCCUUUCCGUACGAGGACCUGUCCGUCAAUUCCGCUCAGACAGAGGGACCAACUUUGUUGGCGCUGUAAAUGAAUUACAGAUGGUGCACCAAUUCGUUGAGAAGCCCACAGUGCAGAAAUUCCUUCAAGACAAGGAUUGUUCCUGGCUCUUUAACCCUCCACAUGCUUCCCACUUUGGUGGAGUGUGGGAGCGAAUGGUCGGUGUAACUCGCACAAUUUUAGAUGGUAUCCUUCUGCGAGAUGGAAUGAAAGGUUUAACCCAUGAAACCUUGUCUACAUUUCUUUCAGAAGUCUGCGCCAUAGUGAACUCACGACCACUCACCGAAAUAUCAGAGGAUGCCAGCGACCCAUCUGUCCUUACACCUGCGAUGAUACUCACUCAAAAGACAGGACACUUACCCGAAUCAUUACCCACAAUAGAUCCCAAAGAGUUAUAUAAGUCUCAGUGGCGUUACGUACAAGCUCUUGCAGCUGAAUUUUGGCGUAAAUGGGAACGAGAGUAUCUGUCUGUUCUUCAGACUCGACGCAAGUGGACUUCUGAUGAACGUAGUUUGAAAGAAGGAGAUGUUCUCAUGUUGAAGGAGGCUGAAAAUCUAAGGAAUCAGUGGCCGUUGGCUCUUGUGACCAAAACUUUCACUUCAGUUGAUGGACGUGUACGAGAAGUCGAAGUUCGUGUCGUUAAAGGGGACACUGUGUCAGUAUAUGUAAGACCCAUCCAUAAACUUGUGCCCCUUGUGUUUUCGUAA
Messenger RNA from Saccostrea echinata, 1683 nucleotides. RefSeq lists its product as uncharacterized. Bases 1 to 1683 code for a protein of 560 amino acids. The transcript has a single exon. Gene Ontology annotation, molecular function: nucleic acid binding. Gene Ontology annotation, biological process: DNA integration. NCBI's taxonomy places the organism in Eukaryota, Metazoa, Mollusca, Bivalvia, Ostreida, Ostreidae. The record is from RefSeq and is a predicted model, not a curated record.